Dinoponera quadriceps is the source of this 5038-nucleotide messenger RNA. It is a transcript of the gene Hmt4-20, whose product is annotated as histone-lysine N-methyltransferase Suv4-20. The coding region runs from base 932 to 4357 and encodes 1141 amino acids. Gene Ontology annotation, molecular function: protein binding; histone H4K20 methyltransferase activity. Gene Ontology annotation, cellular component: nucleus. The record is from RefSeq and is a predicted model, not a curated record. NCBI's taxonomy places the organism in Eukaryota, Metazoa, Arthropoda, Insecta, Hymenoptera, Formicidae. The transcript is spliced from 9 exons.
UUGGCUGCCUCUUCUUCGUCCUCCGCCAUUAAGUCCGCUCGCGUUACGGUGGCUCGCCGACGAUGACGGCGCUCGUCGUGGCCCCACCGAGGAUCUUCGGCGACGCCGUAGCCGACUCCCAGCGACAGUGAACCGUUAUGUCGACGGGUCUGCUCGGCGCGUCGCCCAUAGGUCGCCGCCGCGGCGAUCCGGUCGAUACGACGACACCCGACGACGCUCGUCCCGUCCGUGGCGCUGACUUCCAAGCAACGGGGCUGUCGACAAGCCUCGAGGCGACGGAGCGCUCGUCCGAGCUCAGUCGAGCCCCGAGGAAGCGCAGCAGCCGAUGAACUUCGGUGACGAGUGGGACGAGGCUGACUGGCUGCGCGACCGUCUCCCCUUUUUUUUCUCUCUCUCUCUCUCUCUCUCUCUCCUCACAAGGACGAUCCUUGCGAGGGGGUCUCAUCGUCGACGAGCGGCUCGCCUCGUCCGUUGGUGUCGUAUCCGGCUGUUCGCCGCGUCGGGGGACGCAGUGUACGGAACGAUAAACGUUCGAGUGGGAAUGUGAACACGGCCCCGGAGAGGGAGGAGGAGUGUGGACGAGCUGGGGCUCUCGCGAGGGGAUGACACGUGUGUGCACGGAACUUGCUCCGCGAGAGCUCCCCCAGGGAAAGCAGACUCGCCUCGGUGCUUGACGUUUCGACGAACAGCUGAGAGUUACAUCGGGUGCUGCGACCGUGGACCGAUGUUGUAGAUAUAAAGGUCGCGAUGCGCGAUACUGGCAGCGGUAUCUCGUCGGGAAAACGUCGUCGCCGUGCUCUUUCCGCUGGACAGGCUUGUCCAUUGAGAAUCGGACAGUGCUUCGCGGCCGUGCUAUGUGGCGGCUCUAGCGUUGCAUGAGACAAGGGUCUCUCUCUGAUGGGCUUGCUCCAGUGAAAGUCAGCGUCGCAGAAUGGUGGUGGAUUGCUAUUCGAUUCAGGCCUCAGCAACCAUAGGAAGAAAGCAGGAGCGAAGGUUAGGUUGCACAGUGGGUGCAAAGAUGCAAACGAAUACCGGCGGUGGGGGAGGUGGAAUGACACCUAAAGAGCUUUGCGAUAACGACGACCUGGCCACAUCUCUCGUGUUAGAUCCCUACUUAGGAUUCGUUACACAUAAAAUGAACAUCAGAUACAGACCGUUGAAGGCGAACAAGGAGGAGCUCCGGAAAAUCAUCUGUGAAUUCAUUCAGAGUCAAAAUUACGAGAAGGCUUACAAGAAAUUGAUGGGUGGAGAUUGGGGUGCGCGACUCCCCCAUACGAAAUCUAAGCAGCAGCAAAUCAAUCUGGAAAAUCACGUUAAGAGAUACCUGCGAGUUUUCGACAAGGAAUCUGGAUUCGCAAUAGAGCCGUGCUACAGAUACAGUUUGGAGGGUCAAAAGGGCGCUAAGAUAUGCGCUACUCGAAAGUGGCUGAAGAACGAGAAGAUUUCUUGCCUCGUCGGCUGCAUAGCGGAGCUAAGCGAGAAGGAGGAAGCUGCAUUGCUGCAUCCCGGGAAGAACGACUUCUCCGUGAUGUUCAGCUGCCGGAAGAAUUGCGCCCAGUUGUGGCUGGGACCUGCCGCCUACAUCAAUCACGAUUGCAGAGCGAACUGCAAGUUCGUGCCGACAGGAAGGGACACCGCCUGCGUCAAGGUGCUGCGCGACAUCGAGGUGGGCGAGGAGAUCACGUGUUUCUACGGGGAGGAUUUCUUCGGCGAUAACAACUGUUAUUGCGAAUGCGAGACGUGCGAGAGGCGGGGAACCGGCGCGUUCGCGAGUCAAAAACCGGGCGAGGAACUGUCGUCAGGUUACCGCUUGAGGGAAACGGACAACAGAAUCAACCGGACGAAGCACCGACAGCAACCGUUGAACAGGAACAAGCAGCAGGCCGAUACCGCACUCACCGAGCGAAACGCGGUCUUGGUCGGUAACGUGGCUGUCGCACCGCAGUCCCUCAGUAUGAAGGAACUGCGACGUAAAGGACUCACCAAGUACGACGCCGAGCUGCUGAUCGCGCAGGGCUGCCGCUUCUCGGACAUCAAUCAGCAGCAGCCGGCGAUCAACAACGGCGAGAACGUGCUGCAGAGUCGACCUCAUCCCUCCGCAUUGACCACCACCUCCGUCACGAGGAGCCUCCGGAACAAACAGAUGGGCAAGUUCGACGGCAACACCGGUGACGGAGGCGUCAUGAAAAAUACUCAGCCGCUCAGAGCGCCUAGACUGCACAAGCGGACGGAAUCGAAGAAAGGCAAGCUCGCCGUGAAAUCCCGGUCUCCGUGUCUCAGCAGCUCGGCGAUCAAGGACACCGAAGUGGCGGACAUCGGCCACCGCAAGGAGGACUCGGACAGAGUGCCGGUGCACGAAGAGAGUCUGUAUUCGCGGCUGCAGAAGCAGAUGCACUCGAGCGCGGAGAUGGAGCGUGGUUUCUGCGCGGAAGAAACGAGCGCGGAAUCCUCGCACGAGGGUCCCGCCUUCCCACGGGAGUCUCCGUUGCGACUGACGGAGAUGGUGACGGGCAACGAGUCGAGCGGCGACUCGCCGGCGGCGGCGGAGGAGGAAGAGGAGGAGGAGGAGGAGCGGGGAAUACCGGACCUCACCGCGGAAGUCGACACUCCUAAGACAGUAGAUAACGUUAAUUCUUCCACUUACAAAAAGGGACAUUAUAGUACAAACGCCUGUGAUUCAAUCCGACUUAGUUCCACGUCUCAAGUCGACGUAACGCGCUUACCGGAGCCGGCGGCGGAGGGCACCUGCCGCGCCUCGUCGCCCAACGCGCGUCUCAACGGCAGCGAGAACGGCUCGGCGGAACCUGCGAGCAAACGCUCCAAGUCCCAGAGCAGGCAAUUCGCGGAGAGCCGCAAGGCGUCGGAGGAAUCGUCUCGCGAGUUCGAGCGUGACGCUUCGUCGCCGUCGGCCGCCGGCGAGAAGGCUUCGCGGCCGGUUGACCUUCGCGAGAGCGACGCGCAGGUCGUGGUCGCUCCGCGCGGCGCGGAGGAUUGCGACGCGAUCGCGUCGCAGAAGCGCCCGAGUGUGGAUCGAAAGGCGGCGAGUGAGAGCUGCGAGAGCGCGGUCAUCGCGGUGAGCGACGCGGUGACUCGCUCGGACAGUGUCGGGUUCAGUGGACUGCACCCGGAGGGAGCGGAGGACGCGGCGGCUGCGAGUACCGGGGACGUUUUCAAGUGCCGCGGUAGUUCGACGCUGCCGAGCCAAGAGGACUGCCCGGCUGCGAGAAGCGACGGCGCGUACGUCGCCGGCGCGGAGCGGAGCGACGUCAAGACCGACCUGACGAUGGCGUUGUGCGCGGCCGACGGCAGGGUGACCUUCGAGGGGAGCGGCGCGGACUUCGGCGGCGUGCAGACCGCGAGCUACGGCGACCUGACGGGCCUGGACGCGUUCACCAGCUCGUCGAAGCGAUCCUCGUCCAAACGGAAAGACCCCUCGGACGGCUCCUCGAGGUCCCGCAAGGCGCAGAAGAGGCUCUCGAGCGGCAAGUCCAAGUCCAAACACGGCGCGCCGCUGGAGGACCGACACUCGCCGGCGGCCGACGGCGGCAGCCUGGCGAAGAGCAAGUCGAGCAAGAGCAAGAACCGGUCGACCAGGAGCCAGAGGAGGGACCGGCAGAGGUCGGCGACCGCAGAGAUCGGCGAGGCCGACGAUGACUCGGGCAUCCAGGGCGACAUCUACGAGUUCAGCGAGAAGGAGAGCAACCUGGAGGACAUCGGCAUACUGUCCAUCAUAAGACGCAGCGGCAAGCACGAGUCCCGCCACCACCACCACCACCACCACGCCUCCUCGAUCUCGUCGCAUCUGCAGGAGAUGCAGUGCAACGAGGACUACAGCAAGACCGAGCCGCCGGUGCUCGUGGCGGAGGAGCCCUGGCCGCCGGCUCCCAGCCGAAGCGAGCACCACGCCGCCGAGCCCAGCAACGGUGUUCAGUCGACAGCGAACUGCGACGUCGACGCGAGCUUGGAGAGAUUGGCAGCCUACGACGACAACAGCAGCAGCGCGCCCAAAUCCUCGACCCCGUCCGAGUGCCAAUGGAGAACCAGCAGCUCCGAUUGCCGGGUUUGUCCGGUCACGCCGGAGAGAACCGGCGGUCGGUUGAAGCUGACGUUGCGUAUGAAGCGGUCGCCGGUGCUGGACGACAUCGCCGAGUCCGGCACCAGCCUGAGCGAGGACAGCUACGAGCCGGAGUACGAGGUGUUGCGCGUCGAGGGCGUCGAAAGGAGUAAGCGCCGGAAAAAGCACAAGAGCAGAAGCCACGAGAGGGGCCACAAGAAGCGGGACUACCAGCCGCCCAUGAAGAGGCUACGGCUGAUCCUGGGCAACGAGACACACACCAUCGACUUGCCGCACUCUUAACAGCUAUAAUUCCUCUCCCCCUCUCCUCCCUCCCCGCACCGCGUAUCUCCCUAUCCCCUCUCGCCUGACCGUCACGGCGCGCAUGUAAUAUUAAUUGAUUCAAAAGCUACUUUUCUGAGUAUAAUUCAAGGAAGAUCACACACAGGCAUUAGCACGCGCGCGCGCGCACACACACACACGCACGCGGAAAAAACAAUUUUGUUAGUAUAAUUGAUUUCCCUGCCUGGAGGCAAUUUCCGUUGUCAGUGGAUCAGACGAAAGUUCAGUUGUAGGGAAGAUUUUCGUAGAAGAAUUGAUUGUUCAAACAAAUGUUCUCAGUUGCGGAGAUAUUCUUGUCGUCGAGUUUUCAUUUCUUGUCAUCGAAUUUUCAUCUAGUUCCCAUGAUGUUGCGAGAACCGAGUUCAUAUUUUCCGUGUACACGCGCGCGCGCGCGCGCACGCACACACACACACACACACACACACACACACACACACACACACACACACACACACACACACAAAUACACGCGCGCGUGGAAAAUUAGGCCUCCUCGUCUUGUUAUGCGCGACAGCAAGUUCUCAUAUCGAAAUACCUUUCGCGAUCAUUUCGGUUUAGGGAUAGAACCAGCCGUGUUUCUCUUCUCUCUUCCUCUUUAUAUCUUCUCUUUUCAAUUUUCUCUCUCUUUUUUCCUCUCUCUCU